This is a messenger RNA of Cryptotermes secundus, 2401 nucleotides long. It is a transcript of the gene l(3)77CDf, whose product is annotated as phosphatidylserine synthase 1. The coding region runs from base 162 to 1469 and encodes 435 amino acids. The record is from RefSeq and is a predicted model, not a curated record. The transcript has 8 exons. Gene Ontology annotation, biological process: phosphatidylserine biosynthetic process. Lineage: Eukaryota; Metazoa; Arthropoda; Insecta; Blattodea; Kalotermitidae. Gene Ontology annotation, molecular function: L-serine-phosphatidylethanolamine phosphatidyltransferase activity.
AGCGCUGCUGUGAGAACUUGUACAAAUGAAGAGUGUGUUAGAAUUGUGCGAAUUGUGACCGGUUGUGUUUACUUCUAUGCAGACCGAAAGGGUAGAGGCGUGAGUCGGAGGAGGUGAUACGAGCAUGUGUGAUCAUUGCUUAUAAACUGCAUUAGUUAGCAAUGGAAAAUCGCCCAACCUCAAUAAAAACAAACUGCAAAACAUCGGACAGUUUUUACUCUAUUAAUGAACGACCAGUAGACGACAUAUCCAUAGAAUUGUUCUAUAGACCUCAUACAAUAACAUUAUUAGCCGUUUCAAUAGGUGCAGUGAUUUAUUCCGCGUUUACAAGACAUGAAGGUGAUGUUCAAGACAACAUAUGGGCCGGAAUAUGUUGUGUUAUUUUUUUCUUCUUGAUAAUAUCAGUCCUAGCUUUUCCAAAUGGGCCAUUUACAAGGCCCCACCCAGCAGUUUGGCGGAUAGUAUUUGGAAUGAGUGUUCUGUAUCUUCUUGGGCUGCUUUUCCUCUUAUUUCAAAGUUAUAAAACAGUAAAUGGAAUUAUGGUAUGGAUUGACCCAUCUCUAAAGGAUUUCCACAUUGAUAUGGACAAGGAAUAUGGUGUGAACUGCUCAGAUAUUACUAUUGAAAGAGUCUGGAGUCAUCUGGAUGCAUUUGCCUGGGGACACUUUCUGGGCUGGAUGUUUAAGGCUAUAUUAGUUCGACAUUUUGGCAUAUUAUGGGCCAUAAGUGUUAUGUGGGAAUUCACAGAGAUUGCAUUUGCUCACCUAUUACCAAAUUUUAUUGAAUGUUGGUGGGAUGCACUCAUUCUGGAUGUACUGGUUUGCAAUGGACUGGGCAUUUGGGUUGGUCUUCAGAUAUGCAAAUGCCUUGAAAUGAGGGAGUACAAGUGGGUUAGCAUCAGGGACAUCCACUCAACAUCAGGCAAGAUAAAGCGAGCAGUGCUACAGUUUACUCCAGGGAGUUGGACGCAUAUACGUUGGCUUGACCCAACAUGCACAUAUAUGCGAUUCUUUGCACUGUGCCAAAUGGUCAUCUUCUGGCAAGUGUCUGAGCUCAACACUUUCUUCUUGAAGCAUAUCUUUGAGAUGCCACCUUCCCAUCCUCUUGUUGUGGCAAGACUCAUUCUUAUUGGUGUCAUUGUAGCUCCGUCAGUGAGGCAGUACUACAGCUAUGUGACAGACACUCAGUGCAAGCGAGUGGGGACACAAUGCUGGGUAUAUGGAGCCAUCAUGGUCACAGAGGCGCUCCUUUGCAUAAAGAAUGGCAAAGAACUGUUUGAGAGAACACAGGCCAUCAAUAUUAUAAUCUGGCUACUACUACAGCUGCUGCUGUCUGUUCUGUGUGUCUAUGGAUGUGUACUCUGGCAUAAGUACUUCCAGAAUGAGGAUGACAUGUCACGGGAAUCAUCCCCUUGCAAAUCUCCUGACACAGGCAUUGAGGAACAAGGAACAGAGCUGUGUCAUAAAUAACAAGAAACAGAAUCACUUCAUAAUUCUGAGGAAAUAGGUUCCAUGCAUGGUAAUAUGCCAGAGUCUGAGGACAUUAAGAAGAGGAGUGUGACAUUUCACAAUGGUGGUGCUGAGUCAUUCUAACAAGCUAGAGCUUACAUUUAGUUCUGAGAUAGCAAAGUCAUACGUCAUGAAGCUGUGAUCGGGUGUUUGCCCCAAGCUGUACACCUGUCAUCUGUGAUACUCCUAAAGAGGCCAGUACAGAUGCAUGUUAUGGAGGAACUUUUCAGAUUAAUUAAAUAAUAUGCAAAAUAUUAGCACUAUUAGUCCUUACAGGAAAUCAGAUAUAUUUCAUAGCUAGAGUUCCAAGAGAUGCAAGAUUUUUGUUUCUAGUUGCCAAUGGUGACAGAUGCCAUAUAAGGAGAGGAAUGUGAUUAUUUGAAUUUAAGUAUCCUGUCAUAAUACUCAUAUUUCCUAAAAGACAUCCAUCCAUGUAUCUCAUGUCAUGAUUUGCCACAGCAGCUGUAUGUCGUGUGAUAACAUUAAUAUUGUUGCUUUGUCGUCAUAGUAUUUUGCCCGUAAGUGAAUGGGAGCCUCUUGUGGGUACAAAUGUCUUUUGUGAUUUCUAUAAAAUUGUAUCUAGUUUAUUUAAGUGUUUUAUUUAAAAUAUGAAAAGUUGUUUGUGUACUCUGUUUAGACUGCAUUUUAAUGAAUAAGAUUUUAGUGUUGCAUUGUGAAUGCAAUUCUGAGUACAGUAGCAUCCAUGUGUAUAUAGUGACAAAAGUUACAGAAUAUUGUGUUUCAUGUUAUGUAAAACUGUUCCACUGGCUAAACAGUAAGCAAUUUUUAAAUUAACCCCCCACUCUCCAAUAAAGGGUGCCGGAAUAGCGUAGUCAGUAUAGCGACUGGCUAUGGGCUGGACAACUGAAGGGUUGGAGCUUGAGUCCCAGUAG